Gasterosteus aculeatus aculeatus (three-spined stickleback) is the source of this 2769-nucleotide messenger RNA. RefSeq names its product centrosomal protein 97 (gene cep97). Lineage: Eukaryota; Metazoa; Chordata; Actinopteri; Perciformes; Gasterosteidae. Gene Ontology annotation, biological process: negative regulation of cilium assembly. Gene Ontology annotation, cellular component: centrosome. Gene Ontology annotation, molecular function: protein binding. The record is from RefSeq and is a predicted model, not a curated record.
CCGUUUGACAAGCGACAGGCGCUUCUCGUCUUUGACCCCACGGUCUGCAGCUUGCUAGUAACGUUAGUUAACAAACGUUAGGUGCAUCCCGAGGAGACAGGAUGGGUGUAUCAGAUUUACAAUUCGAUACAAAUGCGGGAGCUGUGGUGGAUCUUUCGGCCAGGGGAAUGCAAAAGCUGGACCAGAGUUUCACCUGCUCAGAGGACACUCACACUCUCAUCCUGGACCGAAACAAUAUAAUGAAACUAGACCAUCUGGAAAGGAGCCCAGGCCUUCAGCAGCUAUCUGUAGCCAGUAACCGUCUGGUGAGAAUGAUGGGCGUGUCUCGGCUAACACAGUUGACAGUCCUCAAUCUUCCAAACAACAGUAUCGGAUACAUCGAGGGGCUCAGAGACCUGCCACACCUCAAAUGGCUGAAUCUGUCUGGGAACAACAUUAAAGUCAUCGAGCAACUCAACAACUGUGUUUCCCUUCAACACUUGGAUCUGUCGGACAAUAACAUAUCCACCAUUGGUGAUGUGACUAAACUGGUGGCAUUAAAGACGCUGUUACUCCAUGGAAACAGCAUUACAACACUUCGUGCUGUUCCUGCUCACCUACCUGCCAACUUAUCCAUCUUCUCCCUGGCAGAAAAUGAGAUACGGGAUCUUAAUGAAGCAUCUUACCUGGCCCCUCUCCGUGAACUGGAGCAGCUGUCCAUUAUGAGCAACCCUUGUGUAAUGGCAACACCCUCAUUGCCAGGUUUUGACUAUCGGCCAUACGUCAUGAGUUGGUGCCUGAGCCUCAAGGUUCUGGAUGGCUAUGUCGUGUCGCAGAAAGAAGGUCUCAAAGCCGAGUGGCUUUACAGUCAGGGAAAAGGACGUUCAUACCGACCAGGUCAGCAUGUUCAGCUGGUUCAAUACCUGGCCACUGUUUGCCCUCUGACGUCAUCGCCAGCGCUGGAGACUGCAGAAGACGCCAAACUGGAGAAGAUCCUCAAUAAGCAGAGGUUUCACCAACGGCAGCUGUUAGAGGAGACACGAGAAGGCUGUCCGAGUCCUCCUCGCCCCACUCAGCUAGACGUGGAGAGGCACAGUCCGUCCCAUCCAGUCCCACAGGGGGGAGCCAGAGAGGUGAAGCAAAUCAGUGCGCUGACCCCCCCUGCUGCUCCAUUAGUACAGGAGACCGAGCCAGUCGUGCAGUUCAACACCUGGAUGAGCUGUGAUUCCUCUCACCCGCCGCCGCCGGUAGUUCGCAGCCCGCGGCUCGGAGAGGAGCACAUCUAUCUGGAGGAUGUUCAGACGGAUGAGGAGAAACUCAACGGCAGCAUGCUUUCCUCAGAGUCCACCUUUCUUCCCUUCACAUCUGAUCCGGAGCCGCAGACGGUCCGCUCUGACAGCGAGGACGAGACAGAGACAUUUGAACCCGAUUCCCUGGCUCCAAAGCGGCCAGCACAGCCCAAAAGACACGACACAAACAAGACACAUCAUUCACCCCCAGUGGGUGGGCAGGAGAGGGGUCUUGUAGAGGACGUUAUUUUGGGUGCAGCUCCAACAGCUCAGCCACCGGAAGCCGGAGUAAGCAAACCUCAAUGUGGUGUGGAAACAUCCUCUGACUUUGGGAAGGAAGAGAUAAAAGAAGCCCCCAAGCAGGAAAACACAGGUGUGUGUGCCAGUAAAUCAAGUUUGAUGGAAGCAGACCGGGCAGCGGUUAAAAUCCAGUCAUGGUGGAGGGGACAGCACACGCGCUGUUGUCACCCCGCGGCCAAAGAGGUGCGCGGCGAAAUUCGUCUGCGCAGGAUGCAAGAGUACAUCCUCUCCCUGUCUGGACAGUUGGACAGGGUCCAGCAGCAGUAUGAAGAAGAGAGGUUACAAAGACUGGUCCAGGAGGAAGCUGUAAAGUUCCUGUGGAAACAGCUCCAGUCUAUGGAGCAUUGGAAGCAGUCUGUGGAGCAGCAGCUGGCGAGCAUGAGUCAGGCCGUCCCCCCGGCUCAGGUCUCAGCUGCAGGACUGUGUGCGGCCGCCACGCCUGUCACAUCGAGCACGGCGAACCCAUCCUCCGCAGACUCCUCGUUCCCCGACUCUGGCUUCCAGUCAACCAGUGAUCAGCAGGCAGCGCAGGAGGACAGUUUCCUGAGCAGCGGGACGGCGGAUUCUCCGAAGACGGUGCGAGCCCUCAGCCCGCUUCACAGCGGCCUCACCGGUGCGGACAGCGCGGACUGCAGCCUGCUGGAGCAGUACCUCUCCUCGGUGCAGCAGAGGGAAGAGGAGGCGGAGGAGGGGAUCAGCGAUAGAACAGAAAGAGCACGGCCCGUCUCACCAGCGUCGGCCGGCAAAACCACACCGUCCCCCUCUUCCCCUCAGACAACUCAAGACAACUCAUAACUGAGUUAAACUCACUGAAACUCUGCUUCGUACAUUUCAAUCUGUUCUGUUGUUUAACAUUUUCCGCUGUGACUAAAAGAAAUUGUCGCGAUGUAACUUCAGAAUAUAUUAGUAUCUGGAAAGCAAUCAUACAUAAUGGAAAACCCAGUAGAUCUAUUGGUUAAAAGACCAGGUAUUGUACAUCGUCUUCUCUUUAUCAACAUCCACUGUAUUAAAUACAAUAUGUGAUAAAACAAUUAAUCAGAUCAGAAGCUGAUGUGUGAAACUUGUGGCUUACUAUCAAUCCAAUCUAAUUCAAGAGAUGAACCGUUUUAUAUCGAUUGUAUGUAAGUCUAGAUCAUCUAAAAAUGUUGUAGCAUCUUUAGUUUGAAAAUAUGUAAAUAAAUCUAAAAUAAUUAUUUUCCAA